Puma concolor (puma) is the source of this 1047-nucleotide messenger RNA. It is a transcript of the gene GNB1L, whose product is annotated as G protein subunit beta 1 like. The record is from RefSeq and is a predicted model, not a curated record. Gene Ontology annotation, molecular function: protein binding. NCBI's taxonomy places the organism in Eukaryota, Metazoa, Chordata, Mammalia, Carnivora, Felidae.
AUGGCAGCCUCGCCGCUCCCACCGCCAGACCCGCGGUUUGUCCUCCGAGGUACCCAGUCGGCAGUACAUGCGCUGCAUUUCUUCGGAGGAGCCGAAGGGCAGGGGCAGCCGCUCCUCCUCUCAGGAUCCCUGAGUGGGCUGGUGCACAUCUGGAGCCUGCAGACACGGAGGGCGGUUGCUACCCUGGACGGCCAUCGGGGCCAGUGUGUAACCUGGCUGCAUUCAUUGCCCCAAGGGCACCAGCUCCUCAGUCAGGGCCGGGACCUGAAGCUGUGCCUAUGGGACCUGGCGGAGGGCAGAAACGCUGUCGUGGACUCCGUGUGCCUGGAGAGCAUGGGCUUCUGCAGGAGCACCGUCCUGGCCAGGGGUCAGAGGCACUGGAUGCUGGCCAUGCCGGGGAGAGGCAGUGACGAGGUUCAGAUUCUGGAGAUGCCAUCCAAGACGUCAGUGUGCACCCUGAAGCCGGAGGCAGAUGCCAAGCCGGGCAUGCCCAUGUGCCUGGAGCUGUGGCAGGCCGAGUCCAGUCCCCGCCCACUCCUCCUGGCCGGCUAUGAGGACGGAUCAGUGGCACUGUGGGACGUCUCUGAGCGGAAGGUGUGCAGCCGUGUCGCCUGCCACACAGAGCCCGUCAUGGGCUUUGACUUUGACUCCCAAAAGGCCAGGGGCGUCUCGGGCUCUGCGGAGAAGGCGCUGGCUGUCUGGAGCCUGGAUGAGCAGCAGGCCCUGCAGGUAUGCAAAACUCAUGAACUCACCAAUCCCGGGAUUGCUGAUGUCAAGAUCCGGCCAGACCACAAGAUCCUGGCCACUGCAGGCUGGGACCAUCGUGUCCGUGUGUUUCACUGGCGGACAAUGAAGCCACUGGCUGUACUGUCCUUCCACAGUGCUACUGUCCACUGUGUGGCCUUCGCUGCCAAUGGCUUGCUUGCUGCAGGGUCCGGGGAUCAGCGCAUCAGCAUCUGGUCACUUUACCCGAUUAGCAGUGACUCAUCCACUCCCUUGUCAGGACAUGUGGAGGACACGGAGGUGGGAGCCCAUGCCUUGGCCUGA